Diachasma alloeum is the source of this 2340-nucleotide messenger RNA. RefSeq names its product ankyrin repeat domain-containing protein 29. The transcript has 8 exons. The record is from RefSeq and is a predicted model, not a curated record. NCBI's taxonomy places the organism in Eukaryota, Metazoa, Arthropoda, Insecta, Hymenoptera, Braconidae. Gene Ontology annotation, molecular function: protein binding. Bases 284 to 1195 code for a protein of 303 amino acids.
CGAUCGCGGCCGCUGAUGUGUCUCGCGGCUCCUCCCUCAGUACUAUGAGCCCCAUCCGCGAAAGCCAUCGAUAUUCGUCGGCAAUUCCCCAUAAAAUAUCCUGCCCACACGUCUCGUCGCGUUCGCAGCAUCGCGAGAAUUUUUUUUCAUCAUGAAUUCGCGAAGUGGCAGGCGGUAGUGACAAGUGCCUCGGCAAUGUGCAGUUAAAAAAAAUUCAUAUUUUUUUAGUUCAAUAUUUUUGCCCAAUCGCGACAACUAUCCAGUCUAUUUUCAUCAAUUAAAAAUGUCCAUGAAGAAAGAAUCUCCGUGGGACGUGGAGCUGCAUCUGUCAGCGGCACGUGGUGACUCGAAACGUCUUCGGGUUCUCCUUGAGUCGGGACGGGUUCAUAUUGACUGUAAAGAUAAGGACGGCACGACCCCGCUCAUAUUGGCGGCCGCUGGGGGCCAUAUUGAAGCUGUAACCGAGCUAUUACAACAAGGGGCGGAUCCUAAUGCCAAAAGGCUGACUUCAACAACAGCUCUAUUUUUCGCAGCCCAAGGGGGCUUUGUUGACGUUGUUAAUUUAUUAAUUGAGCACGGAGCAACUGUCGACUCCUGCAGCAUCGACGGCGGCACCCCUCUCUUCGUGGCAUGUCAAUGCGGUCAUCUGGAUGUUGUCGAGAGCAUGAUCGAGAGGGGGGCGAAUGUUAAUGCGCAUAUGAAGGACGGAGCGACAGCGCUAUUUAUAGCGUCUCAGAACGGUCACGUGCGGAUUCUGGAGGUUUUGCUGGAGCACGGGGCAAAGACCGACGCUGCGAGAACCGAUGGGGCCACACCACUGUGGAUUGCAGCGCAAAUGGGACACGAUCAUGCUGUCAGAAGGCUCCUCAAGGCUGGGGCCAAGGUCGACGCCACGAGACACGAUGGGGCGACACCGCUAUUCAAGGCGUCUCAUAAGGGCCAUACGGCGGUUAUUGGGGAGCUGCUCAAGUAUCGGCCGUCCCUAGGAAUUCUUCCGAACGGUGAAAGUGCACUGCACGCAGCAGCCUUGACGGGACACAUGACCGUGGCAAGACAAUUGGUGGGGGCUGGCGCCGAUCCACUUUUAGUCAAUCAGGAGGGACUUACGCCCCUUCAACUAGCACUCAGGCAUUCGCAGGGGCAGGUCGCCAAUUAUCUCAAGGACAGAGUCAGGUCGAGAACUGCAUCUCGCUGAUAACAACUGUCUGAGCACAAUUUUUCAAAAUCGAAAAAAAAAAAUUUCCUUUCGCCAAUUUAAAAAUUUUUAUUGUGAAAAAUUCGAAAAAAAAGGGCAAUUUCACUAGAAAGAUCGGAAAAUUUACCCACAGAUUGAAAAAAAAAUCGACCCUCUGCGGCCUUUAUUUCUCGAAAUAUUCAACAAAAUGUAUUUCAAAAUUAUUUCGUUUUUUGGCUGUAUCUCGCGAAAUAAUGGGGCAAAAUGGGCGAUUUUUUUUUCAAUAUUCCUUAAAAUUCUCCGAUCUAACGAAUGCAGUUGAUUUUUUUUUGGAAAAAAGCCCCUGAAAAAAAGUGGUUAAAUCGAAAUUGAUGAUUCAACGGGAAUUUUCUAAAAAUAAAAAUGAAAAAGCGGGCAAAUGAUGUUUGACGCUUGACGACGAUGAUUUGCACCAUUUACUUUCAUGAGAUGUGUGUCAGAGGUCGAGGAGACCAUGAAAUCUGUAAAUACGUGAGGACAGUGAUGACAUCUAAAAAAACCGAUAUUUAUUAUGAAAAUGUCAUUCCCCGAGAGAAUGUAAAAACCGUCCUCAAGUUUUAGCACAACUUCAUCGUUUUUAAUACUUUAUUGAGACUGUAAAUGCCUUAGGAGUCGUAUUAAAGUGUUCAUGGAGUACGAGGGACGUUGAUUAAUGCGAAAAGAUGAUUGAAAUUUCAAAUUUUUGGAGAAAUUUGGAGAGAGAAUGAAAUUGAUUUGUUAAUGAGCGAUUUCAGAGAACAUUUCGAGGACAAUUUUUCAUAAAAUCACCCAUUAAAGAGAUCAUUUCGAAAUUAUGAAGCGUUGGGAAUAAAUUUUCGUGGGAAAUUUAAUUUUCUGUAUAAAGGAGUGAGGUAGAGACGAUAAUUUCUAGACAAUUAAAUUUUCUAUUAAAAAUGUGAUGGACAAAAGAGAUUUUGUCCAUCACUUCUCAGCAAAAAUAGUCGCGAUGAAUCAUUGAAUCUCAUUCCUCAUUACUGAAUUCAAUUUUAUUGAAUAAUAAGCAACUAUUUUUCCAGUCUUCCUACUAACUUAUCGUGGAUAAAUGCAUAAUGUUUGUUAAUUGUUAUAAAGUUGUGAACGAGAGAAAUAAAAGAAUUCUAUGAAUAAAUUAUGCCAUUGAGAAUGAA